GGUUUAGGAGGGCAUUCUUCAUGUCAUUGCCUCCUACUUCCUACCUACUGCCUUUAGAGCUUUGGUAUCGUGCUCAACGAUGAUCAAUGACUUCUAUGGUUGGUGUAGGUACCUUCCCUCCACAAUCCUCCAGCCCUCAAAAACAGUCUCGCCCCAAUCUCCUCCGUCUCAGCCAGCCAGCCAGCCUGCCUCAGCCUCAGCCUCAGCCUCAGCCUCUUCUCUCUCGCGGCGGCUACGCACUCUAUCUUUCCUUCCCUCCUAGCGAGAGGUGGAGAAACAGCGCCAAUGGGUCUGGAGCAGCGGCUGAGAGAGGAUGAGGUUGAGGAUAGAGGGCAGAGUG
Messenger RNA from Mollisia scopiformis, 340 nucleotides. RefSeq lists its product as uncharacterized. The coding region runs from base 87 to 317 and encodes 76 amino acids. Lineage: Eukaryota; Fungi; Ascomycota; Leotiomycetes; Helotiales; Mollisiaceae. The record is from RefSeq and is a predicted model, not a curated record. The transcript has a single exon.